This is a messenger RNA of Chanos chanos (milkfish), 1722 nucleotides long. Its product is annotated as proton channel OTOP3-like. Gene Ontology annotation, biological process: proton transmembrane transport. Gene Ontology annotation, cellular component: membrane. The transcript is spliced from 7 exons. The record is from RefSeq and is a predicted model, not a curated record. Gene Ontology annotation, molecular function: proton channel activity. NCBI's taxonomy places the organism in Eukaryota, Metazoa, Chordata, Actinopteri, Gonorynchiformes, Chanidae. The coding region runs from base 1 to 1722 and encodes 573 amino acids.
AUGCGUUCUGACUCUGAAGUGAUGGAGGAAAGCACUGAUAUGGAGAUUAUUCACAAGACAGCAAGAGCUCAGAACAAUGUGGAGGAAGCGCAUGAGGAGCAGGGAGAGGAUUCUGUCCUGCUCUGGGUACCCAGUGCGCGGAGAUUAGUCUCUGGACUGGUGGGACUGAACGUGAUGCUUUUUGGAGCUGCACUGGUGGCUGGAGAAGCGUUUAACCCCUGGGGGUUUCGACACCAAGAGCCUCAGGUGUUUCUGUUGGUGCUGAUGAGCCUUAGUCUCCUGUGGAUGCUCUGGUACCUCCUCUGGGCCCGCAGACAGCCCGGACUCUCGCCCCACACUGACCAUCAUGCAGGAGGAAUCACAGUCACUGUGGUGUUAAUGGUAUUUGCUGGGUUCAGUCUGCUUCUGCAUGUGUUCAGGAUGGGCUACUUUGUCAUGAUGGUUGAAUGUAACAGUUUUGCCAAAGUCAUCUCUCCCUUUAUUGAGGCUCCAUUUCUAGGUCUCCAGACAUAUUUCCUUUGGGCUCACUCCAAAGACUGCAUUCACAAGCACAAGAUCAUUACCAGGUCUGGUUUGAUGCUAACUCUGAGUGCUGACCUACUGCUGUGGCUGAAUGCAGUGACAGAGGAGACGCUGCAUCUGCAGAUAGAGAUGGAGAGAGAGAACAAAGAAAGUGAAAACAGAACAUCCUGCUCAGACCUGGACAACACAACAGUCUGUCACUGUCGAGCAGAAACACUGUGUCUCGUUUUCAGGAAGGGUUACGAGAUCCUGUAUCCCUUUAACAUUGAGUACUGUCUGAUGGCUGGGUCUAUGCUCUAUGUGAUGUGGAAAAACGUUGGUCGCAGAGUCAAGCCUGGGGCACACUCUCACGAAGCUCAGAAAAUAACCUUUCGCAUCGUCCAUAGUGGAGGAAUCUUACUGGGGCCUGCCUGCGGGAUUCUGGUCCUCCUAGUUGGCGUUGCCAUUUUCAUUCUGUACCAAGUGUGGGUGAGUCAAAAAACUCAUCGGCUGACUGCCUUCCUCCUGUUUUAUGGAUAUCACUUAGGCGUGAUGCCCGUCAUGUCUCUAUGCUCAUUGGCUGGAAUGGUUGUCCAUAAACUGGAGAAGCAUGUGAGUGAAGAUGGCCAUAACCCCACACGUAGCCUGGAUGUGAUCCUGCUGGUGGGGGCAGCAUUGGGGCAGCUUUCUCUCUCGUACUUCUCCCUGGUGGCUGCCUUGUCGGAGGGGCUGGGCAGGACUUUGGGAGACCUGGAUCUCUGUUACUCUGUACUCACUCUGCUAGAGUUGAUCCUGCAGAACAUCUUCAUUAUUGAGGGUCUACACAGACACCCCAGCCUGCACAAGGCCAGGUCCAAAAAAAUGGAACCGAAUUUCAUACUUAAGGAGGUGGAAAGCAAGGUUGAGGCUGAUGGAGCAGGAGCCCUUGGCUUGCUAGAGACAGGUCAAGUCUCACCAGUGCCCCCCAGUGACCAAAAAGAAAACAAUACUCGCUGGAGCAAGCGAGCCAUCCAGGAGAUCUGUUCUUUCCUCAUUCUAACCAACAUCAUGCUCUGGAUAAUCCCUGCCUUUGGCGCUCACCCGCAGUUUGAGAACGGACUGGGGAAACAGUUCUACGGGUUCACCACCUGGUUUGUGCUGGUGAACCUGGGCCAGCCCCUGGCUGUGUUCUACAGGAUGCAUUCUGUAGGAGCGCUGAUGGAGCUGCUGGUGACGGCAUAA